Trichechus manatus latirostris (Florida manatee) is the source of this 3756-nucleotide messenger RNA. It is a transcript of the gene KLC1, whose product is annotated as kinesin light chain 1. The coding region runs from base 314 to 2068 and encodes 584 amino acids. Gene Ontology annotation, cellular component: cytoplasm; kinesin complex. Gene Ontology annotation, molecular function: kinesin binding. The record is from RefSeq and is a predicted model, not a curated record. The transcript is spliced from 13 exons. Gene Ontology annotation, biological process: microtubule-based movement. Lineage: Eukaryota; Metazoa; Chordata; Mammalia; Sirenia; Trichechidae.
AGGAGACGCCAUUUUCGGCGGCGGAAGCGGAGCGGGCGGCGGAACCGGCUGCGAGGAGUGGAAUUGCAGACUGCGCUCGGCGCCUGCAGGGACAGCGUGCGGGCCAGCGAGGAUGCUGCGGGGCGGCAGCGGCCGCGUCAGCAUCCCUCGCUUGUGACCUCGGCGCUGCGCCUGAAACGGCUGAGGCGGCGGGCCCGGCAGCAUUCCCUCAGAGCAUCACUCCUCCGCGCACGCGUCCGGCGGCUCCUCAGCGCGCAGCACCGCCGCGUCCUGCCCGCGCGUGGCGAGCGCGGCCCCCGCAGGAGCAGGACGGAUGUAUGACAACAUGUCCACAAUGGUGUAUAUAAAGGAAGACAAGCUGGAGAAGCUUACACAGGAUGAAAUUAUUUCUAAGACAAAGCAAGUAAUUCAGGGGCUGGAGGCUCUGAAGAAUGAGCAUAAUUCCAUUUUACAAAGUUUACUUGAGACACUGAAGUGUUUGAAGAAAGAUGAUGAAAGUAACCUGGUGGAAGAAAAAUCCAACAUGAUCCGCAAGUCACUGGAAAUGCUGGAGCUUGGCCUGAGCGAGGCACAGGUGAUGAUGGCUCUGUCCAAUCACCUGAAUGCUGUGGAGUCAGAGAAGCAGAAGCUGCGCGCCCAGGUCCGCCGUCUGUGCCAGGAGAACCAGUGGCUGCGGGACGAGCUGGCCAACACCCAGCAGAAAUUGCAGAAGAGUGAGCAGUCCGUGGCCCAGCUGGAGGAAGAGAAGAAACAUCUGGAAUUCAUGAAUCAGUUAAAAAAAUACGAUGAUGACAUCUCUCCAUCCGAGGACAGGGACGCUGAUGCAGCCAAAGAACCUCUGGAUGACCUCUUCCCGAAUGACGAGGAUGACCCCGGCCAAGGCAUUCAGCAGCAGCACAGCAGCGCAGCGGCUGCCGCCCAGCAGGGCGGCUACGAGAUCCCGGCGCGGCUGCGCACCCUGCACAACCUCGUCAUCCAGUACGCGUCGCAGGGCCGCUACGAAGUCGCCGUGCCGCUCUGCAAGCAGGCCCUGGAGGAUCUGGAGAAGACCUCUGGGCACGACCACCCAGACGUGGCCACGAUGCUGAACAUCCUGGCCCUGGUGUACAGGGAUCAGAACAAAUACAAAGAUGCAGCCAAUCUACUGAAUGACGCCUUGGCUAUCCGUGAAAAGACUUUGGGCAGAGAUCACCCUGCGGUGGCGGCGACCCUGAACAAUCUUGCAGUGCUCUACGGGAAAAGAGGGAAGUACAAGGAGGCCGAGCCGCUGUGCAAAAGGGCCCUGGAGAUCAGAGAAAAGGUUCUGGGAAAGGAUCACCCAGAUGUUGCCAAGCAGUUAAAUAACCUGGCCUUGCUGUGCCAGAACCAGGGCAAGUACGAAGAGGUGGAGUACUACUACCAGCGGGCCCUGGAGAUCUACCAGACCAAACUGGGGCCUGAUGACCCCAACGUGGCCAAAACGAAGAACAACCUGGCAUCCUGCUAUCUGAAACAAGGCAAAUUCAAGCAAGCAGAAACACUGUACAAAGAGAUUCUCACUCGUGCGCACGAAAGGGAGUUUGGCUCUGUAGACGAUGAAAAUAAACCCAUUUGGAUGCAUGCUGAAGAGAGAGAAGAAUGCAAAGGCAAGCAGAAGGACGGGACAUCUUUCGGCGAGUAUGGUGGUUGGUACAAAGCCUGCAAAGUUGACAGUCCAACUGUCACAACAACACUGAAAAACCUUGGUGCACUCUACAGACGCCAGGGCAAGUUUGAGGCUGCGGAGACCUUGGAGGGAGCCGCCAUGAGGUCACGCAAACAGGGUCUUGACACUGCACACAAGCAGAGAGUGGCUGAAGUGCUCAAUGACCCUGAGAGUUCAGAGAAGCGGCGCAGCCGGGAGAGCCUCAGCACGGACGUGGUCAAGUACGAGAGUGGCCCCGACGGUGGCGAGGAAGUGAGUAUGAGCGUAGAGUGGAACGGGGUAAGUACAGUCCACAGUCGGCGCGGGGCGGGUGAGGGCUCUGCCUCUCACCAGGGGCACACUGCACCUGUGAGGCUCCAGCCAGCACGAGCCUGGUCCUGUUGAAGAGGUCACUUCUCUCUUGUAGGAACCGAUGGAAGCUGUUUGGCUUCACUUUGACCACUUAACAUGCUGAUUGAGUGUCCUGGUUAUUGAAAGCAUAAUCCGUAUCUGGCUCUAUUUUAAUACUCGGAUUAGCGUGCCAAAUAACUAACUUGCUUUUUUAACUUAACCCAUCUCAUUGCUAACUUCAGUACUCCUAAUUUCGCUGACCAGACUGCUGUAGGUUUUGUUAGAAUUAGUUAAAAUGCCUUCAAGGGGAAUGAUGUUUAAACUAGAGUGUUUUUUAAAAUAGCUUAAGAGCAGAAAUGUUAGGUGGCAGCUUUUCUUUAGGUCCCACCUGUCCUGGAGAUCAUACGUCCCUGAGAGUGGGGUCCAGUGACCAUCGCUCUUCCCAGUCACCUGCUGCGGCUUACCAGCCUGGACACAUGGCUGUGUUUGCAGCAUGUCAGACCUUCUGAGGGCUGGCAGGCCCUCCUUCUGCUCUCGCCGUUUGGCCUCUGGAGAGCAUUUGGCCUCUGCACGUCUCUUUCUAGUGUGUUUUUGUAACACACGGAUAAUUUUUAGUGCACAUAAGUCUGGUGCCUUUGGAGUUUGCUUUAUCAGAGAGGGUAGGACGCAGGCUUAGUUUGGGUGCAGCCAGGUGCACUGCCUAUGUUUUCCAAGUGGCAGGACUUGAGAUUGAUUGAUUGUAACUGUGCGGAUGUCUUGCUAGAUAGUAGUUGGGGGCUUUCUUAUAAUCUAACUACCUUACUGUUUGAACCUAUUUAUUCCUUAGGAUUUUUUAUAGCUGUAGCAGAUUGGUGAGAAUUAGCAUUCUAAAUAAACAUUUUGUAAAAAAAUGUUAAUGGCCAAAACUUCUGGGAGAAGCUUCUUUUGACUGUCUUAUCUGGCAGCGUCCUUGGCUCUGGUUUUCUCUGUGCCAAGACAACCAAUCAGCAUCUGUUCUGACCAUUAGCCCUGUUGGGCAGUAGUCACAGUAAAGCGAUGGUUUAGCUCUUCCUGUUGGCCCAUCUUAGAACUGUGUACUGUACUCGUCCCUGGGCUGCUGUCUGCCGCAUGCUUGGUUCUAGGGGCAAGUCCUUCUCCAGCCGCUCGAGGCAGCCUGCAGAUUGUGACUCUUGAGGGCGUUCUGCAGGAACCUUCUUGAGACAGUAUUUCUAGGUCAGCAUUUAUAUGAAACCACUCAACAAUAAAAUUGUUGACAACCCAGAGUUCUGUCACUGCCCUAGAGACUGGGAAUCAGGGUUAAGGAGACCUGCUGUUAUUGUGCUGUUGGGCAGACUCCGCUGCUCGGUGCAUGGAUAUCUGACUUUGCGGUGGGGUUCGGUGGGAGGAUUCCAUCAGCCCUCUGGGCUGGGUUACACCACAGUGGGUGGAAGCAGCCGUCCUCUGAGUGCAGGCUUGUCUCUUCUUCCAUUUCCUGUUGAUGUACUACUCUAGGACACUCAUUACUCUGUUACACUCACACUGUUACACUCAUUACUCUAGGGCACUUACACUGUAAGAUACUUACUACUCUGAGACAUUGACUACUCUACUACACUCAUACUCUAGGACACUCACUAUUCUAUUACACUCAUUACUCUAGGACACUUAUUACUCUGUUGCACUCAUUACUCUAUAACACUCAUGCUCUAGCAUAGUCAUUACUCUGUUGUACUCAUUACUCUAUUACACAUACUCUAGGAUAG